UUAGUUGAAAAGACAGCAAGCGAUAUGACGCCGGCGGUAACUAGCAGUACUGGGGCCGUAUCAGCGUGUUCCCCGCCCACAUCUACACCGGUCAGUCAACGUCGCAAGCACAGCGCACGUGAGCAACUGCAGCAAAUUGUUGCCGGUGGCAUGGCGGCCGCUAUUACACGUUCCACCUGUCAGCCCCUGGAUGUGCUCAAGAUACGCUUUCAGCUGCAGGUGGAACCGUUUAGGACAACAGAACAUAACGUGGUCCUACCAGGCCACAAAUCCGAUACGCUAUUGCAGUCUUCUAAAUACACGUCUAUUAUUCAAGCCGUGCGCACCAUUUAUCGCGAGGAGGGCCUGUUAGCCUUUUGGAAAGGUCACAAUCCUGCCCAGGUGUUGAGCAUUAUGUACGGCAUCUGUCAGUUUUGGACAUACGAGCAGCUUAGCUUGGUAGCCAAACAAACCAACUACCUCAAGGAUCACACGCAUCUCUCAAAUUUCAUGUGCGGCGCUGCAGCGGGCGCUGCAGCAGUGAUCAUAUCCACACCUUUGGAUGUUAUACGCACACGCCUGAUUGCCCAAGACACUAGCAAAGGAUAUCGAAAUGCAACGCGUGCUAUCACGGACAUUAUGCGGCAGGAGGGACCACGUGGAAUGUAUCGUGGCUUGUCCUCAGCCCUGCUGCAAAUCGCGCCCUUAAUGGGCACCAACUUUAUGGCCUAUCGUUUGUUCAGUGAAUCGGCGUGCACUUUCUUUGAGGUGGACGACCGUAGUAAGCUGCCUACUUGGACGCUUUUGGUGCUAGGCGCCUCAUCGGGCAUGCUGUCCAAGACAAUUGUGUAUCCGUUUGAUUUAAUCAAGAAGCGUCUGCAAAUCCAGGGCUUUGAGCAAAAUCGCCAAACAUUCGGACGUACCCUUCAAUGCAAUGGCGUUUGGGAUUGUCUUCAGUUAACUGUGCGGCAGGAGGGUGUAUGGGGUCUGUACAAGGGCGUUGCUCCCACGCUGCUCAAGUCAAGCCUGACAACGGCCUUGUAUUUUAGCAUUUACGACAAGCUUAAACAGGUGCGCCUCUGGUAGGCGCCGCAACAGUUUUCUAUUUAGCACCUAAGUAGUGAAAAAGUUCACAGCACAGAAUCUAUUUUUAUAUGCAAUUUACAAUUUACUCUGUAAAUGAUACUAAGCAUAGUUUCUCUGUUAAUUAGUUAUCGUUUUUAGUACGGGUUUGUUUUAUGUUAAUAAGUAUCUGAUUAAACCAUGCGCCAACCUAUAAACUAUAUGCACAAAUGCAUAGACGAUUCCGAAA
Drosophila virilis is the source of this 1291-nucleotide messenger RNA. RefSeq names its product Thiamine pyrophosphate carrier protein 1 (gene Tpc1). Gene Ontology annotation, cellular component: mitochondrial inner membrane. Gene Ontology annotation, biological process: thiamine pyrophosphate transmembrane transport. The record is from RefSeq and is a predicted model, not a curated record. Gene Ontology annotation, molecular function: thiamine transmembrane transporter activity. NCBI's taxonomy places the organism in Eukaryota, Metazoa, Arthropoda, Insecta, Diptera, Drosophilidae.